Sycon ciliatum is the source of this 1540-nucleotide messenger RNA. RefSeq lists its product as uncharacterized. Lineage: Eukaryota; Metazoa; Porifera; Calcarea; Leucosolenida; Sycettidae. Gene Ontology annotation, molecular function: oxidoreductase activity; antioxidant activity. The record is from RefSeq and is a predicted model, not a curated record. The transcript has 2 exons.
UCUGUCAUCAGGUGUUUUUUUGGAAUGUGUUUGAAUACCGGUACCGGUAGUGUUUGUUCAGCUUUGACUUUCUCCAUCUGGAUUGUUUGAUCAGAUGGAUGACCUGCGCCCGAUGGAGUGAAGAAAAAUGAGCGAGUUCACUGGUGGAGCAGCUGGUCUUGAAGCUCGGCUGAAAACCUCCGUUGAAACAGUGAAUGGCGCUCUAGAUUCGCUGCUGUCCGAUGGCAAGCAACUACUGCAGCGAGAUGGAGCCAGAACCUUUGCUGACAAACACGUGAACCGCUUUGGGGCAUGCAUAAAACUGUACCACUCGCUAUUCACGGCCUGUGGUGUGCUGACGAGGAGGGAGUUCCUGGAUACAGCAAAGAGGCUAUACAAGUACGAUGAUAUUCGAGAAGCCAUGGACGAGCUCCUGGAGAACGAGGACAGAUAUGAUGAGUUCCUAGCCGAGGUGGACAAACAGCUUCGCAAAGACGUACAAGCGGAAAGUGCCGCCAUGGUUGCCGUGGGCACGGAUGUGCCUGCUGACUGCCACUUACUAGAUCUUACCCAGUGUAUGCACAGUGGGAUUGGGUUGGGUGACUGCCGCGUGUCGCUUGAGGACGUGUCCAGUGCAUCGGACGGCAGGUUCACCCUGCUCGUCAUGCUGCGACACUUGUCUUGACUGCCGUGACGCGAUCACGUCGCCGAGCUUGUGCAGCAUCAGGAACGCUUUGCUGCCGCUCAGUGCAAUGUGGUGACUGUGUCCUUCAGUCCAGUGGAUGGCGCUAGACAGUGGGUUGACGACACACGUUCGCCUUUCCGCAUGCUUAUGGACCCAUCCCGAACUCUGUACUCGGCUUUUGGCUUGCCAAAGUCGAUUGCCAAGGUGUGGAGUGUUGAAAUGAUGGUGUACUACGCUGAGCAGAAGGCUGCCGGGCGUACGUUGCCACCGAUGCACGACGAGGACGAUCCACACCAGAUGGGCGGCGAUUUCGUUGUCGACAAUGCCUCGCAGAAGAUGGCGCUGGUGCACCGGAGUGAGAAGUCGACGCGCGACCGUCCCGCUGCCGCUGACCUACUGGCUGCACUGCAGUAAGAUUUAUCCUGGCUCUUGGGCUCUGUGACACUGGCCGCUUCUUUGCCGCAUGACAUCCCGGUCUGAAAAUCUUGUCGAGAGAGGGCCGGGUUCGAUACUCUUGCAUAGAAUGCCAUUGGAUCAGGUCUAAGACAUUUUAUAGGAAGUGGAGGGGUGUGCAGCAUGACUGUACGGCGGCAUACGCAAGCCUAGACAGCUGCGAAUGUCUCCAACUGCCGACUUCACAUUGGAUAUUUGUUUAGCCUGGUGAGCUCACCGAUUCUCGGCGAUUGGAGCUUUAGAUUUUCGAUGAGCUUAGCUCCUUCCCUAUCGUUCUAGAACUUUAGUUUCGUUUGACUUGGGUAGCAUUCUCUUUCACUCACCGUCACUCUUAUGAGGAUUGACUGAGGUGAGUUUUAAAUUUUUUUGCUUUUAUUUUAAAAAUAUAGUAAUUCGAAGUAGUGGUUGCGACUUCGGCGAUGA